AGAGUUUCCAAUCAGUAUAAAAGACGUUAUGGCCAUUCCAAUAGUCAUCAGUUCAGUUUGGUUCUUUGCAGUACAGUGUCUCCUAGAGCACCACAAGUGACACAAGUUUAUUCUAGUUCGGUAGAAUUUCACACAAUUUUAUAUUAAUCAUGAAGUGCUUCGUUGCCAUUGCCCUGUUGGCUGUUGCCGUUAGUGCAUCGCCCAUCGAAUACGGACACUAUGGUGCCCCAGCUCUGGUGCACGCCCCAGUUCUGCACGCCGCUCCAGUUGUGAAACACGUCGUCGCCGAGCCAGUCGCCUACCCGAAAUACUCGUUCAACUACGGAAUCAAGGAUCCCCAUACUGGUGACAUCAAGUCCCAGGCCGAAGAACGCGACGGUGAUGUUGUCAAGGGACAAUACUCCCUCGUCGAACCAGACGGUUCCGUGCGCACUGUUGACUACACCGCCGAUGACCACAACGGAUUCAACGCCGUCGUGCACAAGUCCGCCCCAGCUGUCCACAAGGUUGUUGCUGCUGCCCCAGUCGCUUACCACGCUCCAGCUCCAAUCCUCAGCCACUACGUUCACUAAGUACGCUACAAUCGGAAGGUUAAGCUAAGUGCAAUUUUGUUAAAAUCACCUUAGCCGUUUCCAACCGUUUAAGUCACUCUCUCUCACAAAACUGUCUCCGCCAAGAAGCUUCCAAACUUCGAACUGCUCCCAGCAGUAAAAACUACUCACUCGUAUAAAUCGUUAAGCUACCAACAAAUCAUAAACAAAGCCCACGAAACACACACACCCAUGCAAAACCCGCUCUAUCAUCGAAAUGUUUAAUCGUUUUUUAUGUUUUUGUUAAGUAAUUAUCGAAUUAUUCGCGCCUCGAACCUCAAGCUUUUCAUUACCUAAAGCUCGGCACAUUUUUCCGUGAUUACUUCACCCACUUUUUUCCGUUUAUCACCUUACUUUUCGCCGGUUCCGGAGCGACCCAGAAACGUGAAACAACAAACACACUUUCACUUUCCCGGUCGAAACAAAACCGGACUCAAAACACAACAUAAACGUAAACAAAAACCGCAGCAGACGCAAAACGUCUCGGCCAAGCACAAAUCGACGUCUGGCACGUGCUGCUCGGCUGAGUUCUGCAAAAUCUCUCCGGAGAAUAGAAGCGCCGCUCUCCUCUUUAGGGAUGCAAUAUCUCCACGUCUGCCUGCAGCCAUAACAAGAAGCAAAAACAUCGCGAAUACGACGCAUCGCACCACUCUCGCGCUACACUUUCCCCUGAAAGGGGAAGUAUGUUGCGCAACACGAAGUGUAGCCUUUACUGCCAUCUAUUGCAAACUAAGCGAACCAAAACAAUCGGCGGGAAACGACGGCCUUACAGAAGCAAGUCAAACAUUGGGCUCGUGGCCAUUGUCCAACUUCCAUCUUCCAGGCGAUAGAGGAGACUUAUUUUCAAGUCAUCCUGCGACGAGCCCAAUUUUUCCAUUAACGUUUGAGUGCCGGCUGUCGACUCAAAUCCCCUGGUUUUGAAUGUGAUAAUUGUUGUUCUAUAUCUAUUACUCUCUCAAACUGAUCUUCUCUCACUUGUUAAACCUAUCGUACUGAUUCUACACCUACUUCUCAAUCUGUCAGCACCCUGUAUCACUCUUUUCUGCCUUUCGGUUCUUCUUCUAUAUAAGAAGAAGAACCAACCACGUGAAGAAGCUAGGAAGAAUCUAUCUCUCCCCUUAGUCAUCUGCUUUAAACACGAGAUCAAAAAGCGAGAAUUGUUUUAUAUUGAAAAAUAUGUGUAUUAUUUUUAAAAAAAUAAACAUCCAACGAAAAAAAAAUUGCUACCCCAUUCCAAGUGGGUGACAAGCCCAAAAAAAGUUCAAACUGUACAUACAGAAAUAAAAAUAUUUUAUUAAAAAA
Aedes aegypti (yellow fever mosquito) is the source of this 1892-nucleotide messenger RNA. RefSeq names its product cuticle protein 8. The transcript has 4 exons. The record is from RefSeq and is a predicted model, not a curated record. Lineage: Eukaryota; Metazoa; Arthropoda; Insecta; Diptera; Culicidae. Gene Ontology annotation, cellular component: extracellular matrix. Bases 150 to 572 code for a protein of 140 amino acids.